AAAGAAAUCCAUAAAAAUGGCCUCCAACUCCAACCGCCUCCCACAAGCCACCAGCGGCGGCGCCUCCGCCGAGCCCACGCCCGCCAACAACGCCGGCGGCGGCAGCGGCUGGGGCGACUCGGGCCACCCGAAGGGCGGGGUUUCCAGCGAUGUCCUCACAGCCCCGGAGUUCCGCGACAUCAGCGACCAGAAGUCGGCGGCGGAGCGCAAGUUCCUGGGCCGGUUCGACGAGGGCCACGGCGAGCAGGAGGGGACGUGCGCGACCGAGGACCACAGCUUCAUGGCGCGGAAGCCCGGCGGGGCCGGGACGCUGCCGGGCUGGGAGACGAUGAAGGAUAAGUUGGGUUUUCUCUAUCCGGAGUGAACCUUUCUCUUAGCAGGGGGGUAGGGGGGGUUGUACAAGGCUUCCUUGGUUUUGGUCCAGUGGGGGUGGAGUUAUUUCUGUGGCUUUUCUGGGUU
This is a messenger RNA of Aspergillus japonicus CBS 114.51, 459 nucleotides long. RefSeq lists its product as uncharacterized. Bases 17 to 364 code for a protein of 115 amino acids. Lineage: Eukaryota; Fungi; Ascomycota; Eurotiomycetes; Eurotiales; Aspergillaceae. The transcript has 3 exons. The record is from RefSeq and is a predicted model, not a curated record.